This is a messenger RNA of Osmerus eperlanus (European smelt), 2596 nucleotides long. Its product is annotated as protein transport protein Sec24C. Gene Ontology annotation, molecular function: zinc ion binding; SNARE binding. Gene Ontology annotation, cellular component: endoplasmic reticulum exit site; COPII vesicle coat. The record is from RefSeq and is a predicted model, not a curated record. Lineage: Eukaryota; Metazoa; Chordata; Actinopteri; Osmeriformes; Osmeridae. Gene Ontology annotation, biological process: COPII-coated vesicle cargo loading; intracellular protein transport; endoplasmic reticulum to Golgi vesicle-mediated transport.
AUGGGUGAAGAUGGACACUUCGCCAUCAAAUCACACAUCGACUUCUGGCCAGUUGUGGCCAUGUCAGAAUGGCUGGUCCGUAGCCCCACCCCAGACUGGAAGUCCUCCAAAGCCAGCCUGCCACCCCUUACCCAACCUCCAGCUGAGGGAGGAGACCCCAGCCAUCCUCCAGAUAUGGGACAGAGCCCGACCCAGGGGUCAUGGAGUACACGCCCCAUCCAGAGGUGUCCAGCCCCCCCUGUCUGGUCCCAGUCCCCCUCCUCCCCAGUCCAGCCAGCCUGGUCUCCCUCCUCCCCAGUACAGCCAGGCUGGUCUCCUUCAUCCCCUGUCCAGCCAGGGUGGUCUCCCUCCUCCCCAGUCCAGCCCGCCUGGUCUCCCUCCUGCCCUGUCAAGCCAGGCUGGUCUCCCUCCUCCCCAGUCCAACAGCAACCUCUUCUGGCCUCCCCUCAACAGCCAUACACUGGUGCUGGCUACGCUCCUGACACAGCAUCCCAUCCUUGCAGAGGACAGUCUCUAGAGGAGGCCUCUACACAUCCGCCGUGUCUGUCUCCAGGAGAGACAGGGGUCACCUCCAGUCCCAGUUCCGAGUCCCGCUACGGUCUUCAGCCUCAGCUGUUACCCAGCGCUGUGAAGGUGAUGGAGGAUGACAGGGCAGAGUGGGAGGGGAGGGUGUUUGUGUCAGAGCUUGGCUCUUCUCUCCCUCCCCUGGCUACCACUGAGUGCAUCACAGAAGACAGGGGUAACGCCAGGCCAGGCUACAUGCGGGCGACCUCCUACUGUGUCCCCUGUGAGGGCCCCAUGGCCCUGCUCAGCCACCUCCCCUUGGGGGCCCUGGUCACUCCCCUGGCCCUGCCUGGGCCGCAAGAGCGUCCCCUGCCGGUGAGCAGUGAGGGGGAGUGUGUGCGAGGCUGUGGGGCGUGUGGGGCCUACAUGUGCCCAGCUGUGACCUGGCAGGACUGUGCCUUCUGGAAACUGGCCAUUAAUUUGAUACUGUAUCUGGACAAUAAUGCCCAGGAAUCUCUCUUCCAGCCUUUGGAUUCCGAUGUCUCAUUGGCUAAGAAGUGUGUCAACCAGGGCUGUGGCCUCCACCUGUUUGCCUUCUGCCAGCAGGAUGUGGGUGGAGCUUGGCCAGGACACGUUCCAUACCUGACAGGUGGAGCUCUCCGCUCGUACGACAGCCUCUUGGGGGAGCUGGAGAGGGAACGCUUCGGCAGGGACUUGAGGAUGAGUGUGGAGACAGAGACUGGGUACCGGGCCCAAAUCAAGAUCUUCGUCAGUAAAGACAUGCGUGUGUCGGGCUGUUACGGUUCCUUCGUCCCUGGACCUAGCCCCAGUAAGGUCGCCCUGGCAACUCUUGAUUGGCGGACGACUUUAGCCAUUGAGCUGUCUCACAGCAGAGCUGUGGAGGAGAAGAGGGGCGUGGUCAUACAGGUGGUCCUGUCCUACACCAGCGAGCGAGGCGAGCGGAGGACGCGGGUCCAUACCCUGACCCUGCGCUGCUCACGCCACCUGCUGGACACCUUUCGCCACUGCCAGGCCCAGUCGCUGCUCACCUUCUACUGCAAGAAGAUGUACUGCUCAGCGCUGGAGCGCCCCCUGCAGGAGCUGAGAGAGGAACUGCAGACGGAGGUGACGGAGGCGCUGGCCUGCUACAGGAAACACUGCAGCUCCACCUCCGUGUCCCCGGGUCAGCUGGUGCUCCCCCAGCACCUGCGGGUCCUGCCCGUCUACAUCAACAGCCUGAGGAAGAGCGAGGUGCUGCUGCCGGCCCAGCGCUGCUCCGUGCACACACGCCUGGCGCUGCGCAGCCAGCUGGUCGCCAUGGACACCGCCUCCACCGCACGCCACUUCUACCCCCUGCUCCUGCCGCUGCAGACAGGUUGCGGUGACAUCGCUGGUGAUGCCAGCGGCCCCAGCCUGGGGCCGGCCCUGCGCUGCUCCGGAGCCAGCCUGGGGCCGGCCCUGCGCUGCUCCGGAGCCAGCCUGGACCCGGGGGGGCUGUACCUGGCCAGCUCCCCCCUCAGCCUGCUGCUCUGGGUGGGCCACGCCGUCCCCUCACACGCCCUGGGCCUGCUGUUCAACACGCGCUGCCUGGCAUCCCUGCCCUCUGGAGAGACGAAGCUGCCUGUCCUUGACAACCCUCUCUCCAUCAGCGUGAGAUCUCUCCUCCAGACGCUGGGCUCUCAGGGGCCCUCAGCCCUCAAGCUGGUGGUGGUGAAGCAGGGGGACAGUGGUGAGGAGUCCCUGCAGAGCCUCCUAGUGGAGGACAAGAGUCCCAAUGGCGGCGCAUCAUACGCAGACUUCCUCUACCACCUCCAUGUCAACUCCCUCAGACUGCUGGUCUGAGCCCACAGUGUGUGUGUGUGUGCGCGUCUGUGUGUGUGUGUGUGCGUGUCUGUGUGCGCGUGCGUGUGGUGAUAGUACUGCCCAUAACUGUCCUCUUCCGUCUCUAAGGACUGAAACAUGUUCUUGAUAUGUUAAUUUAUUCUACUGUCAUGGCAACUCUCUAAUCCCUGUCUGAGGUGUACUGUAGUGUGUGUGUGUCUAAGAGAGAUGUGUGUGUGUUCUCUACUGAUCAAAAUAAAGGUUGACUUGA